Molecule: messenger RNA, 507 nt
Organism: Punctularia strigosozonata HHB-11173 SS5
Lineage: Eukaryota; Fungi; Basidiomycota; Agaricomycetes; Corticiales; Punctulariaceae
Exons: 2
Coding region: 1-387 (128 amino acids)
Biological process (GO): mitochondrial respiratory chain complex II assembly
Cellular component (GO): mitochondrion
Source: RefSeq, a predicted model, not a curated record
AUGUCGCGUAGCGCGCCGGCCUCCAGCCGCAGCCUCCUCGCCGCCCCCAAGUUCUCUACGCAUCCCAAAGUGCUCAGCGAUAGGCCCUAUGACCGACCGUCGCCGCCGCCCCUGCCUCAAGAAGACCAGCGGGAGUUUGAGGAGCUCGUGCGCAAAGCACAGACGCCCCUAGUUGCCCCCUCUUCUGCUCCCGCUUCUACGACCGCAGUCUCAGCCGAGGCCGACCUCGCGCUGCAUCCCGACGCGCGACGCCCCGUGGCCCCCGAGUUCAUAGGAGACGUGAACCCGGUGACGGGCGAGCAGGGAGGGCCGAAGAACGAGCCGGUGCACAGGUGGAGGGAGGACGAAGGGGAUUGGAGUUUCAAGGGUAGGGUGUCGGAUUUCUGAUGGAGACAAUCGUCUACGCGAUUUUUGCCCCGCCCGCUAUCGUGGUGGACUACAUGAGGUUGUCUACAUACCUUCUACAGUUCUGUAAUCCAUGCAUGGCGACUUUGUCGACGUAAUCAC